CUUUAUCAGUUCAAAUGGUUGAACAUCAUUGAGUUCCCCCGAUAUAAAGAUAAGACUCAAAUCAAGACCUCUUUACAUUCCAAUUACUAGUACCUACGGCAAUAUGGAGCGUCUCAUCUUGCUCUGUGCUCUCUUUGGUGUGGCCUUCUCGGUCCAAGUCGACUUCCGCCCAUACAACCAGUCCGCCCUGCUGCUUUUCCAAGGAUCUGACGCCGAUCAUGACGGAAUCUUUUCCCGCCAAGAGCUGGACAACGAAUUCGUGAAAUAUGACGCUAAUGGCGAUGGUCGCGUUUCCCGCCACGAGUACACAGAGUACGUCACUCUGUCCACACCGUCACUUCAUGAAUUUUCGCAUGCGCUGUACGAUGAUUAUGAUGUUUCCGGUGAUCAUCAUCUAGACAAACACGAUUAUGAUUUGUACUACGCCAAACUUGAUGCUGACGGUGAUGGAUCCGUGACACAAGACGAGUUUGUUAACUACUGGGUCGAUCUUUUUAUCCGAACUGAACACCUGCACGGAGCACAAGGAAAGAAGUAAACCCAGUGAUAUAUGUAUCUGUGAUAUCAAUAAAUCCCAACAUGGUUCACCACCAUGUCUGUUUCAA
Molecule: messenger RNA, 605 nt
Organism: Magallana angulata
Lineage: Eukaryota; Metazoa; Mollusca; Bivalvia; Ostreida; Ostreidae
Exons: 5
Coding region: 104-538 (144 amino acids)
Molecular function (GO): calcium ion binding
Source: RefSeq, a predicted model, not a curated record